Pararge aegeria (speckled wood butterfly) is the source of this 3301-nucleotide messenger RNA. RefSeq names its product dihydropyrimidine dehydrogenase [NADP(+)] (gene su(r)). The coding region runs from base 153 to 3239 and encodes 1028 amino acids. NCBI's taxonomy places the organism in Eukaryota, Metazoa, Arthropoda, Insecta, Lepidoptera, Nymphalidae. Gene Ontology annotation, molecular function: NADP binding; iron-sulfur cluster binding; uracil binding. The transcript has 22 exons. Gene Ontology annotation, cellular component: cytoplasm; cytosol. The record is from RefSeq and is a predicted model, not a curated record. Gene Ontology annotation, biological process: uracil catabolic process; thymine catabolic process; 'de novo' pyrimidine nucleobase biosynthetic process.
CAUGAAACACUGGUCACCAGUCGUUAGUGUAGCACUGCCAGUGAGCAGUCCACUGCGCCUGCGCAUAAUUCUGGGAAAAUUAAUAAACAAGUACUAUAAUCGAUUCUUCAUCGAAUAAUAACGGAUAUAACGUUGUUUCUCUUUACUUCAAUAUGUCGAAAGUUUUGUUGAGCCAAGAACUGCCGGAUAUCGAGAAUUUAUUGAAGUUAAAUCCGACGGUUAAGCCAUACAGCAACUUGGUGCCGUCAGCACAAACUAAGAAGAAUAAACAACAUUGGAAAAGAAAUUCCGACAGGAAAUGUGGCACUUGUCCAUCUUUGGAGAAAAACUUCGAUGACAUUAAACACACGACGCUGUCCGAAAGAGGCGCCUUAAAGGAGGCGGCAAGAUGUCUCAAAUGUGCUGAUGCCCCGUGCCAGAAAUCCUGCCCUACGCAGAUUGAUGUCAAGAGCUUUAUCACUAGCAUUGCUAAUAAGAACUACUAUGGAGCGGCAAAAGCCAUUUUAUCCGACAACCCUCUUGGCCUUACGUGUGGAAUGGUUUGCCCGACCAGUGACCUGUGCGUUGGCGGCUGCAAUCUACACGCCAGCGAAGAAGGAGCAAUUAAUAUUGGAGGGCUACAACAUUUCGCCGUAGAAAUUUUUAUGAAAAUGGGCAUUCCCCAAACCCUAGACCCGAAUACGAAGCCUUUACAUAGAGGUGGUGAUAUGAAGAUUGCGUUAAUUGGAGGUGGACCCGCCAGCCUUAGCUGUGCUUGUUUCCUAGCUAGACUCGGUUACAAGGAUGUUACAGUUUAUGAGAAGGAAAAAUAUCUUGGUGGACUAAGCUUAUCAGAAAUUCCUCAAUACCGUCUGCCAUUUGACGUUGUGCAGUAUGAAAUAGACCUAAUCAAGAAUCUUGGAGUGAAAUUCGUCACUGGCAGGAAGCUUUCCACAAAGGACAUAACUGUUAAUAGUCUUCUGAAAGACGGACACGCAGCAGUUUUUCUUGGUAUUGGUCUUCCAGAACCCAAAAGUGUACCCAUUUUUAAAGACCUAACGCCCAACAUGGGCUUUUAUACAAGCAAAGAUUUCUUACCACUCGUAUCAAAAGGAAGCAAAAGAGGUAUGUGUGCCUGCAAGACAUCUUUGCCUGAGUUGUACGGCAACGUGAUCGUAUUGGGAGCGGGGGAUACCGCCUUUGACUGCGCCACUUCAGCUUUGCGUUGUGGGGCUAGAAGAGUGUACGUGGUUUUCCGAAAGGGAUUUACCAACAUCAGAGCGGUGCCUGAAGAGGUGGAUCUAGCUAAAGAAGAGAAAUGCGAGUUUAUACCUUUCAUGUCUCCACAAGAAGUCAUACUAAGAGAUGGAAAGAUUGCCGCACUCAAAAUGUGUCGAACUGAACAAUUAGAAGAUGGCGAAUGGAUUGAGGACUCAGAUCAAACAAUGCAAUUGAAAGCUAAUUUUAUUAUAUCUGCAUUUGGAUCUGGACUUUAUGAAAGCGAUGUAAAAGAAGCAAUGGCAGGGGUUAAACUCAAUCGCUGGGGGUUACCAGAAGUGGACAGUACAUCUAUGCAGAGCGUUAGUAACCCCAAGGUGUUCGUUGGUGGGGAUUUAGCUGGUUUGGCUGAAACCACGGUAGAAUCCGUGAAUGACGGCAAAUCAGCCGCUUGGUAUAUGCAUUGCUAUUUACAGGGUAUACCAUAUGACUCGCCCGUAGAACUCCCUAAAUUCCACUGUCCCAUAGACGACGUAGAUUUAUCGGUGGAGGUUUGUGGCAUAAAGUUCGAGAACCCAUUCGGUUUAGCUAGCGCUCCUCCUACCACCAGCUCAGCUAUGAUUCGACGCGCCUUCCAACAAGGCUGGGGCUUCGUUGUCACCAAAACCUUUGGACUCGAUAAGGAUCUUGUAACAAACGUAUCACCUCGAAUAGUCCGUGGCGUGACGUCAGGAGAGAACUUUGGUCCGGGACAAGGGUCUUUCUUGAACAUCGAACUAAUAUCAGAGAAAUGCGAGGCGUAUUGGUGUCAGAGUAUUAAGGAACUGAAACGGGACUUCCCUACCAAGGUUGUAAUAGCUUCAAUAAUGUGCUCCUACAACGAAGAAGAUUGGACUUACUUGGCGCAAAAAGCGGAAAAUUCUGGGGCAGAUGCUUUAGAGCUAAACUUGUCAUGUCCUCACGGCAUGGGCGAGUCUGGGAUGGGGCUGGCGUGUGGUCAGGAUCCGGUUUUAGUGAAAGGAAUAUCAGAAUGGGUUCGCAAAGCUGUGAAAAUACCCUUUUUCGUCAAGCUGACUCCUAACAUCACAGAUAUCGUGAGCAUAGCUGUCGCAGCAUAUGAAGGUGGAGCGAAUGGCGUAUCCGCAAUCAACACCGUAUCUGGCUUAAUGUCCGUCAGGGCAGACGCUACGCCGUGGCCACAAGUAGGUCGUGAGAAGAACACAACGUAUGGCGGUGUAUCCGGGAACGCGACGCGCCCCAUGGGUUUGCGAGCAGUUUCAGCCAUCGGCAACAAACUACCCGGUUUCCCAGUGCUGGGAAUCGGGGGCAUAGAUUCCGCUGACUCGGCGUUGCAGUUCAUAAUGUGCGGAGCUCCAGUUGUACAGAUAUGCAGUGCAGUACAAAACCAAGACUUCACCCUCAUUGAAGAUUACGUGACGGGUCUUAAAGCAUUACUGUACCUCCGGUCGCUGGGGCUCGGAGGUUGGACUGGCCAAUCACCGCCGACCUCCAAACACCAGAAAGGCAAACCGGUUCAGACGCUUUAUGAUGUGAAUGGCAAGGUCCUAGCACACUUCGGUCCUUACAAUAAGAAACGUGAAGAAUUACUCCACGGUAUAAGACUAAAGUCCUCAGUCUUAGAUGACAUACCUAAUUGCCCGUUGCAGAAGAAAGAAGUUAACGGGUAUGCCACAGUGCCCCGGAUAAAAGAUGUAUUGGGUGAAGCUCUGCCAAGGAUAGGAACCUACAAGAACUUGGAUAACACCAAACAAGUGGUUGCACUUAUAGAUGACGAUAUGUGCAUCAACUGUGGAAAAUGUUACAUGGCUUGUGCAGACUCAGGAUAUCAGGCUAUUGAGUUUGAUCCGGAAACACAUAUACCGCAAGUAACUGAUGAUUGCACUGGAUGUACUUUGUGUCUGUCCGUAUGCCCCAUCAUUGACUGUAUAUCGAUGGUGCCUAAGACAAUUCCACACGUUAUCAAAAGAGGCAUCCGAUAUGAAGUCCACCCUGUAAAACCGUUGGACGCAGUGUGCCAAUAGCACGGGCAAUAAAAGAAAAUAAAAUAUCAGUACAAAAAUAAUGAUUUAUUUAAAAGUAUAAA